Pelobates fuscus (common spadefoot toad) is the source of this 6909-nucleotide messenger RNA. It is a transcript of the gene DOCK6, whose product is annotated as dedicator of cytokinesis 6. Gene Ontology annotation, cellular component: cytosol. NCBI's taxonomy places the organism in Eukaryota, Metazoa, Chordata, Amphibia, Anura, Pelobatidae. The record is from RefSeq and is a predicted model, not a curated record. The transcript is spliced from 45 exons. The coding region runs from base 65 to 5668 and encodes 1867 amino acids. Gene Ontology annotation, molecular function: guanyl-nucleotide exchange factor activity. Gene Ontology annotation, biological process: small GTPase-mediated signal transduction; positive regulation of GTPase activity.
UGCUCGGCUCAGGGAAUAGUUUCCAGCCGGCACAGUCCAUGUUGGAGUCGUGGUCAGGGCAGCGAUGGCGGCGGAGCGCAGGGCCUUCGCACAAAAGAUAAACAGGACUGUGGCAUCAGAGGUCCGGAAGCAAGUCUCCAGGGAAUAUGGGGGCUCUCCGCAGCUUUCAAAGAAAAGAGCAGGCAGUCAGCAAUCUGUUCCACUGUCCGAAGUGGUGGAGCCGUUGGAAAUUGAGGACUACCUCACUAAUCACCCACCUGAUGCUGAAUGUGAGGAGCUUAGGGAUCUUUAUGACUUUCCUCCUGAUGACAUUGAGAUCCUUUACGAGCCUAGAGAAUGUCGCACUUUGGAGCCAGCCGCACCAGAAGAGGGAAAGCUGGAUGUGAGGGUUCGUGAUGCGUUAAAGGUUUACACCCAUGACUGGGUGAUUGUCCAAAGGAGAUCUCAGGGACUCAGCACAGCCUACACUCCAAUCACUGCUGAGCGGCAACGACAGCGGCAAAAGACCUUGAGUCGACAGGUGUAUGAACUGGAUGAAGCCAUGGAGGAAAGAGGAGCUCAGGAAGAUCAGGAGGACCGGAAGCGUGCGUCUGUCUCUAUGGAUGAGACCCCCAGAGGAAGCUGGGCUUCCAGUAUCUUUGACCUGAAGAACUCGUCUCCAGACAACCUGCUCCCUGGAUUACUUGAGAGAACACCAACAGAAGAGAUGGAUCGACUAAACCAGGAACUGCGCAAGGAGAGCCGCCAUUCUCAAAUCCUGACUCUUUACUCUGCCCCUGACGAGGACGAAGCUGUAGAGCGAACAGCCGUACCUGAGGUCCCCAAGGAACACUUUGGGCAGAGGAUCCUGGUAAAAUGCCUGUCACUUAAGUUUGAGAUAGAGAUUGAGCCAAUAUUUGGAGUCAUGGCCCUCUAUGACGCUAAAGAAAAGAAAAAGAUAUCAGAAGGUUUCCACUUUGACUUGAACACCGACUCUGUGAAGAACAUGUUGCGGGCACAAGGCGGACAUUCAUCUCCCUCUACACUGGCAAGAUCUGCCAUCUUCUCCAUCACCUACCCCUCUCCAGACAUAUAUCUCGUUAUCAAGUUGGAGAAGGUUUUACAGCAGGGGGAUAUAGGAGAGUGCUGUGAGCCGUACAUGGUGCUGAAAGAAAGUGACGCAAUCAAGAACAAGGAGAAGGUAGACAAGCUGAAAGCACAAGCUGAGCAGUUCUGCUCGAGGCUCGGUCGAUAUCGAAUGCCAUUUGCAUGGACGGCCAUUCACCUGAUGAAUAUCGUCAACAGCAUAGGAACCACAGACCGGGACUCAGACUCGGACAGUGGUAAUGAGCGAAAAGGCACAUGGAAUGAGAGGAAGAGGAAAGCCUUUGAAAGGCUGAGUGUGGGAGAUGAAGUCUGUGGAUUCACCUCUUUCCGUCCAGCAACACUUACCGUCACCAACUUCUUCAAACAGGAAGGUGACCGUCUCAGUGAUGAAGAUCUGUACAAGUUUCUGGCUGAUAUGAAAAGACCAUCAUCAGUACUACGGAGACUUCGACCAGUAACCGCACAACUGAAGAUAGACGUAUCUCCAGCCCCUGAUAUACCUCAGUUCUGUUUGUCCCCUGAGCUUCGUCAUGUUAAACCGUACCCUGACCCACGUGUCCGACCCACAAAGGAAAUUCUGGAGUUUCCUCCUCGGGAUGUGUACUCACCCUACACUUCUUAUCAGAAUCUCCUAUAUGUGUAUCCACGGAGCCUGAACUUCAGCAGCCGGCAGGGAUCAGUAAGAAAUAUUGCAGUGAAGGUCCAGUACAUGGCAGGAGAAGAUCCCAACCAAGCCAUGCCGGUAAUCUUUGGAAAAUCAAGCUGCAGCGAGUUCUUCAGUGAGGCGCACACCGCCGUGGUGUAUCACAACAAAUCUCCUGAAUUCUAUGAAGAAUUUAAGAUGAAAAUUCCAGGCAAUCUAACAGAAAAUCACCACCUCCUCUUCACUUUCUACCACGUCAGCUGUAGGCAGAAUCAGAGCUCGGGGUUGGAGACUCCGGCUGGGUAUACGUGGAUUCCUCUGAUGCAGCAUGGAAGGCUGCGCACUGGUCCCUUCGCACUUCCUGUGUCCGUGGAAAAACCUCCCCCCAGUUAUUCAGUGCUGACCCCUGAUGUUCAGCUUCCUGGAAUGAAAUGGGUGGAUAACCACAAACCAGUUUUCACGGUGGACCUUGUGGCUGCUUCCUCUGUCCACACACAGGACCCUCACUUGGACAAGUUCUUCACUCUUGUCCAGGUUAUGGAGGAGCAGAGCUUCCCCUUUAGACUGAAAGAUGCCAUCAUUACAGAAAACAAUGUGGAAUCAGAGCUCCGUAGUAGUAUGGGCAACCUGCGUCUUGCUGCGCUCGGGCCUGCUGUCUGCUUCUGCCACCAACUGCUGGACAAACUCAUACUUCUCAUUGUCCGCCCCCCAAUCAUCGGGGGACAGAUUGUAAACCUAGGCCGUGCAGCCUUUGAAGUAAUCGCCCUGCUGGUGAGCCAGAUUCACCGUACCCUUGAAGGAGCUCAGGACCAGCAUGGCAGGAAUGGGCUCCUGGCAUCGUACCUACAUUUUGCCUUCCAUUUACCCAGUGAUAUGCCUGCACAAUUGCACAGCUCUCAUCCUGGUUCCACGGCCACGUCUGCUGUGCACUCUGCCACGCUCUCCCGUGCUACUGGCCGCCCCAGUAGCCUUAACCUUGCUCGCUGUAGGAGCAUCAGCAACAGUAACCCUGAUCUAACGAGCACUCCAGAUUCCACGGACGAUGAGGAGGUCCAGAAAAUUAUGGGGGGCAAGGGUAUCGAUCGCUCGCACUCUUGGGUGAAUUCUGCUUAUUGCCCAGGGGGUCCAAAAUCUGUGCAACGCCGGACCCAGCCCAGCUCCAACACUGAGCUCCGACAGGCUUACGAGCGGAGCCCUAACCGCACAUCCUGCUUCUUGGAGGGCGGAUCCAUCACUGCCCAACCACGUCCAACAGCCAAAAAGCUCUUACAUGAGGAAUUGGCUUUGCAGUGGGUGGUGAGUGGCAGUGCUGUGCGUGAGGCAGCUUUAAGUCAGGCUUGGUUCUUCUUUCAGCUCAUGACCAAGAGUAUGACUCUUCACCUUCACAACUCUGAAAGAUUGGACGCCCCUCGAAAACAGAGAUUUCCAGAACGGUUUGUUGACGACAUCCUGGCUCUUGUGACCAAUAUUUGCACAGACAUCACCAGUAGAUAUCUCAAGGAUGGAGAGUUAGUUGAGCGUUUAAACAGCAGCCUUGCCUUCUUCCUAAACGAUCUCUUGUCCCUGGUGGAUAGACAUUUUGUUUUCAAUCUCAUCAGAACUUAUUACAAACAGAUAAAUAAUAAGUUGGGGAAGGCGCAGAAUGCAAACGUACUCAUCUCACUGCGUAUGGAUCUAAUCCGCAUUGUAUGCUCCCAUGAACACUAUGUAGCACUGAACCUACCGUGUGGCAGCCUCUCACCUCCUAGUUCACCGUCUCCCUCCAUUUCUUCCACUGCUUCACAGGGUUCCGUGUUCUCCAGCCCAGCCCAAGACAGGACAAUCACUAAUAUGUUCGAGCUGUCUGUCCCAUUCAGGCAACAGCAUUUUCUGUCUGGUCUGGUGUUGACCGAGUUGGCCAUGAUAUUGGAGCCAGAUGUGGAAGGCGUAUUCUUCCUCCAGAAGAAGUCUAUCAGCACAUUACACAACCUCCUGUGCAGUCAUGACACUGACCCCCGAUAUUCCAAGCCAGUCGUCAAAGAGCGUGUCGCCCGGCUUUACCUUCCAUUGAUUGGAGUAGUCUUGGAAACCCUUUCUCAGCUGUAUGACUUCACAGCUGAACCCCAUUCACAAAGAGUACGGCACGCAUCGGCCAUAGCGGACGAAGUAGACGCAGAUGGAACCUUCAUCAGUCCUGCUGUUGCCAAUGCUAUUGCUGGAUCUCCUUUACCGGUCGUGCAUAAAACAUGCAGCUUCCCUCUGCCGUCUCCGCCGGUCCGUGCAGGUAAUGCUCUCUCGGCGGAGUCCAGUCGCAAUCUGUUAGUAUGUGCGUUGUGGGUCUUAAAGAAUGCCGAACAAGACGUUCUACAGCGCUGGUUCUCUGGACUCUCCGUCCUGCAGCUCACACGGCUCCUAGAACUCUUAAGCCUCUGUGUGUCCUGCUUCCAGUACAAGGGCACCAAGGCAUUUGAACGAAUAAACAGCAUGACAUUUAAAAAGUCUCUGGAUAUGAAGGCACGGCUGGAGGAAGCCAUACUUGGAACAAUAGGAGCCCGUCAAGACAUGGUGAAACGCAGUCGAGAACGCAGUCCAUAUGGCAGCCAGGAAAAUGUACGAUGGAGGAAAAACAUUACGCAAUGGAAACCAACUGGAGAGAAAACAGAAAAGACACAAGCCGAGCGGGAGCUGGAGGUCACUGUGGAUGGAAACAUGUCCACUGAGGCCAAUCUAGUGGUGUUGGAUACUCUGGAGAUCAUAGUGCAGACGGUGAUGAUGUCAGAGCUGAAGGAGAGCAUCUUGGGAGGUGUUCUUAAAGUUCUAUUGCACAGCAUGGGAUACAACCAGAGUUCAGUCUACCUGCAGCAUUGCUUCACCAGCCAGAGGUCCUUGGUGUGCAAAGGUGGUCUUUUCGAAGCAGUGAAUGAAGUCUACAAACUGCUUAUCCCCAUCUAUGAAGCCAAUCGGGAUUAUAAGAAGCUGUCGUCUGUUCACGGCAAGUUACAGGAUGCUUUCAACAAGAUCACGAACCAGAUCACAGGCUGGGAGCGUAUGUUUGGAACGUAUUUUCGAGUUGGAUUUUAUGGCUCCAAAUUCGGGGACCUGGACGACCAAGAGUUUGUAUAUAAAGAGCCAUCUAUAACCAAACUAGCAGAGAUAUCUCACCGCCUCGAGGAAUUUUACACAGAGCAGUUUGGUGAAGGGAAUGUCCAGGUCGUGAAGGAUUCAAAUCAUGUGGAUAAAACCAAACUUGAUCCCAACAAGGCAUACAUUCAGAUUACUUACGUGGAGCCCUUCUUUGACACGUAUGAGCUAAAGGAUCGAGUCACCUACUUUGAUAAGAACUACAACCUUCGCACGUUUCUAUUCUGUACUCCAUUCACACUGGACGGCCGGGCACAUGGGGACCUGCACGAGCAAUACAAACGCAAGACUGUGCUCACGACUUCAAAUGCCUUUCCCUACAUCAAGACUCGUGUUAAUGUGCUACAUCGAGAGGAGGUGGUCCUUAUCCCAGUAGAAGUGGCCAUUGAAGACAUGCAGAAGAAGACACAGGAGUUGGUGUUUGCUACCCACCAGGAUCCAGCAGAUGCCAAGAUGUUGCAGAUGGUCCUACAGGGAUGCGUUGGAACAACUGUAAACCAGGGUCCCCUUGAGGUCGCUCAGGUGUUUUUGGCGGAGAUUCCAGAAGACCCACGUCUAUACCGACUCCACAACAAAUUACGCCUCUGUUUCAGAGAUUUCACAAAGAGCUGUGAGGAUGCCUUGCGAAAGAACAAAAGUCUUAUUGGUCCGGACCAGCGAGAAUAUCAGAGGGAGCUCGAGAGGAAUUACCUGCGACUGAGAGAGGCACUCAACCCUUUAACAUCUCGCAAGAUCCCACAGCUGUAUAGCGACCUGCUGCCUCACACCAGCGCCAGAGACUCCAUUAACCGCUCCAGCCUACGCAGGAUUGAAGCAUGAGAUUUACCUACGUGUGGUCAUUCAACAGAUCACUGCCACAGAGGAUAAAUCCUAUAUGAUGCAACUCUCCUCCAACACCUUUCAGGAAAACUGCAGAGUUGGUGGAAGAAGUGGGAUUUCAAUCUAAAGUUGCACAAAGUACUGAGCGAAGCUCUUCAUCUGAUUGGACAUUGCUGCGACGGGAAGCCCCAUGUGUGGGGAGAUAGAGACAAUGAUUCUGCUUCGAACAUUUGUUACCAAAAAGUUUUCACACUGCACUAGAUUUUUUUAUUCUUAUAUGAAUAUGGCUAUUAUGCUGCCUUGGCAGUAAAAGGGUUUGAUGGGAAUUCUUUUUAUAGGGGAAGCAUUAAUUAAUUGGCCCUAGCAGACUUGUGUAACUCUCAGGGACCCGUUUUAGCCCAUGAACUGAUGAGCAAACACACACACUGAUUACACUAUUUAAUUGCAAAGUUCCGCUCCAAUAUUUUUAAAUCCAUUCCCUCCCCCCUUAUACCUGUUUAAUUUAUCUUUUUUAUGGGCAUUUAGGAUUUUAAAUAUGGCGUCUGUGGCCCAGGGGUUUAGUAGUGUUAGAGAAAGGUCCCAUAUACAGAAUGGCUUCUUUGUGAAAUUUUGCAAAACCUGUUAGUCUAGAAAGCAGUGUGAGAAUUACUAGUUAAAAAGAAGGUAGAGAAGGCUGUGUUUGUUUAAAAGGAUAUUGACCAUAAUGUAUAAUGCCCCUUAAAUGGGCAAUGAAACCAAACUGUAUUUAGCACUUUCAAUCUGUCUCAGUGUCACGGUCUGCCGUGCUGUCAUUCAGUCAUGGAUCAAUGCACCUCAAAUUGGGCGAGCCUUAUGGAUCAGUGCACCUCAAAUGUAUUUUGUGAGUGUUCUUUUAACUAGGUGGGUGACAACUUUUAAUUUGACAAAGAAAACAGAGCGAAAAGAGAAAACUGUCACCCAUUGAGACGGGGCAUUAAAAGUAUGCUUCAGGUGUCACAACAAAGGAAUGAUCAUCACACUGGAAGAGAGCAGGUUUAUUAUUACUUUAUAUGCUUAAUCUGGGGUCAUUGUGCAUUUUUUUUUUUUUUUUUUUUUAAAUCUGCUGUCACUUAGUUUUCCUGUGUCUUACCUGCUGUCAAUCAAUGUCCCUGUGUUUUACCUGUUGUCAUUCACUGUCACAAUGUCUGUUCUGCUGUCAGUCAGUGUCACUGAGUCUAUCCUGCUGUCAAUGUAAUUUAGUCUGUCCUUCCAUCCUGUCUGUU